UGCGCUCGGUGACUGCCACUGUGCUCCCGCUCGCCACCCUCGCAUCUACGAUCGCGCUCUCCCCUCAUCUCUCGGUACACAGAAACGCCCAGGAGCGUUGAAUAGGCUGCCAAAAUGUCGAGCUUGUCGCAUGUCGGGAAGGGGGUGAUGAGGGUGGCGAAGAACUACACCAAGGGUUACUCGGACGUCCAGGCCAAGGUGCGGGACGCGACCUCGAAUGACAAAUGGGGACCCUCCGGGACACAGAUGAAUGAAUUGGCACAAUUGACAUACAACCAGAACGACUUCAUUGAGAUCAUGGAGAUGCUUGACAAGCGGCUCAAUGACAAGGGCAAGAACUGGAGGCACGUAUUCAAGUCUCUGACGGUCCUUGACUAUCUCCUGCACGCCGGUUCGGAGAAUGUGGUGCUAUACUUCAAGGACAACGUCUACAUCAUCAAAACGCUGAAGGAGUUCCAGUAUAUCGACGAGGAGGGCAAAGAUCAAGGUGCCAACGUUCGCCAGAAGGCGAAGGACAUCACAAAUCUCCUGCAAGACGCUUCACGGCUGCAGCAAGAGCGCCGCAACCGCGCAAGCAUGCGUGAUCGAAUGACGCGGGCGGGUGGCCUUGACGGGGAGAUCGAGGACGAGAACGUGCAGCGGCGGUCACAAAGCCUCCCUCCGCGCCGUAAGGAAACGGAUGCGGAGCUCCAGCGUGCGAUCGAGGAGAGUAAGAGGUCCUUGGCGCAGGAGCAGGCUCGGGGACAAGAGGAUCGCGACAUCCAGGAGGCGAUCCGGCUCAGUGAGGAGGAGGAAGCGAAACGGAAGAAGGCCAUCGCCGAUGCAAGCGGAUCUCUCUUCGAUGAUCACAGCCAGAACACGAAUGGGACCAACCCAUUCCCUCUUAUCGAUAUGUCUGCUUCGGUGCAACCACAGUACACAGUGCAGCCGCAGUACACGUCGUUCAAUCCGUAUCAGCAGCAGAUGCAGCAGGAGGCUAUGCAAGCGGAGUACCUUCGCCAGCAAGCAGAGUGGCAGCAGCAGCAGCAACAGCAGCUGCAGGCGCAACAGCAAGCACAGCUGCAAGCUGCGCAGCAAGAUGAAUGGAUGCGCCAACAGCAGAUGCUCGCGCUCCAGCAGCAGCAACAACAGCAACAGCAACAGCAGCAGCAGCAGUUCCUGCUUGCGCAGCCUACUGGCUUUGGAUCGAACAAUCCCUUCGCACCCUCCUCAUCCCCCAACCUCUCGCUGUCGACGUCGUUCUCGUCUAACAACUCGUUAACAGCCUCGCCAGCACCACAGAGCGCUGGCCCUUCAUUCAAUCUACAGGGCACAUACGCGAACGGCGGGCCGAGCACAAAUCUAAGCAGCAGCCCAGCCCAGUCGCCACCGCCACCGUCCCAGUCCGCCCCUCCAAGGCAAGGCACGCUGAACGUGAAGACGCGCAAGGACGAGCAGCAUGCGCAUCUUGCGAAUAUCUUCGCAAACCGCGACGACGACGGUAUCGACACCUUCGGAAACUUCGGCCAGCUCAGGUACGGUCAGCAAGCAGGCAGGCUUGUUGGCCAGCCCACAGGCCAGCCGUCAGGUCACAACCCGUUCCAGCAACAACAACAGCAGCAGCAAACCGAUCAGCCCUUCUUUUCAGUAUGAUGACUGCCAUCGCAAUAUGUCUACAGUCGUUGGUUAUUGCUUCCUUACGUUAAACACUUUUCGUACCAGCUCAUCUGUUCAAGGUUGCCCCAAUUGUAUACCACUCCGUACUCCACCGUUCUCUGCCUAGGAUUAAUCUGCUUUUCGCGUUAAAAUGUUGAGAGGGGGAGCUCUCCCUGUCGAUCGACAGAUCCCUAGGAUAGGGAGGGGAUAUGAAUAUCUUAGAUCAAUGCAAAACCCAAGUACAGUGGUACACUUGUCACUGUCAGCGCUC
This is a messenger RNA of Fomitopsis serialis, 1906 nucleotides long. RefSeq lists its product as uncharacterized. Bases 115 to 1632 code for a protein of 505 amino acids. The record is from RefSeq and is a predicted model, not a curated record. The transcript is spliced from 6 exons. Gene Ontology annotation, cellular component: clathrin vesicle coat; endosome; plasma membrane. Gene Ontology annotation, molecular function: phospholipid binding; clathrin binding. Lineage: Eukaryota; Fungi; Basidiomycota; Agaricomycetes; Polyporales; Fomitopsidaceae. Gene Ontology annotation, biological process: endocytosis; actin filament organization.